AUGAGAGAAGUAAAACUAACAAUCAAUGUUGAAGGAAUACUAAAGAAGUGCCAGUCUAUGGAUAGAAAAGACACAUCCAUCACAUCAGUUGAAGAGAUAAGCCAUAUAAAUAUACUAAAGCGCAUAAUUAAGGAUAAUCUAAGGAUAGAAAGCGAGGAGCUUAGUGAAGAGAAGAAGAAGGUCAUUCUAAAGAUAAUCGAGAAUGAUGCCUGUCAAUACCUUAUAUACAGUUUAAAUGAAGAAAGAAUUCCUAUGCCCAUAGUAAAUUCUACAUUAUGGUAUGAAAUUCUAGAAAUGUUUGGAUAUGUAUUUAUGUCUUCAGCUAUUGAACUUAUAAAUCCAAAUAAAUUUAUAUACAAUCCUGAGCAUGGAAUAAAUAGAGAGUUUAACAUACACGACAAACUAGAUAGUGUAGCUCUUUCUCAUGGAGAGCUUGAUAUAAGCACUAGAGCAUACACUUUGAUGGUUGAUGAUGCAAACUUGGAAAAUAUACUUCAAGUUACCUCAGAGAUUCUGGAUAAACAGAAUUCUUAUUUUGUCUUGAAUUCAAUGGAUUCAAAAGGCAUGGAGCUUUUUAAAAAGUAUACAUCUGUAAAAGGAUGCUACAGUCUAGACGAUCUAUACACAAAAGAAAAAGAUAACGUUACAUUGGUAGACUAUGGACUGAAGCUUAUUUACGAGAAAUAUAAUGAAAUCAAUGUUCUAAUUAAGUACAUCAAAGAAAUAGAAAGUUCUGACAACAGUGACGUACAGAAUAUACCUAAAAAACUCAGCAUUUUGUUUAAAAAUGAAGAGUUAGAAGUAGUAUUUUCUAUUCUCAAUAACAAAGGGGAAAUUAUACUUGACAAAAUGAUACACAGCCCUAUACUUAAGGCACUAGAGUGCAUGGCAACUAGAACUGAUCUACUAGGUGGAAAAGGUGAACAAAAGGUGCUGAAGAUAAAAGCAGACUUGAGCAACUUUAGCGAAGACUAUAUAAGUGAACAUGAUGGCUUGUUAGAAAUAAUGACUGAAAAAAUAAAAAAACUACGUGAUGAAAGGAAAAUACUACAUGUAUCUGUUAAAAGUGAAAAAGAAAAGUGGUCCAAAAAAGAAAAGAGUCUGGCAGAGUGGAAAAACACAACUGAGCUUGAUCCAAGCUCGCAGGAGUACCAAGAGAUGGUAAGAAAAGAGGAAGAAGAGAUGAAAAGUAUGCUGCGUGAAAUUAAUUUCCUAAAUAAUAAGAUAUAUUUAUCAAACUUUGAUAUUGAAAAAGUAAGAUUAAUUUGUGGUCGUGAUGUUGGUAUUCUUCGAGCUAUCUUAAAUAUAUUGUCUGGCGUAAGCCCAGUUCAGAAACAAUACUUACUCAAGAAGAUAAAAGAGUCUGCAGAUCUACUGAACGUACAAGUAGUAGUAACCGAUGAAGCAGAAGAAGUAGAAAAAAUGGAUGUGGAUAAGCCAGUUGAGCAGCACCAGACACUUAACAUGUCUGACGGAACAGGAUCUAGCACAACAGGUGCAUCAGCCCGGACAAGCACGCUUGGAAAAGUGUUAGCUGGAGGCCUUCUUGUACUCGGAUCAAUGGCAUAUGUCAACCAUCAUUCGAAGAGCAAGCCAACAACUGCUGCAAACAGUGACAACGAUAGUUUAUAUCAUGUCAUGGACAGCAGGCAACUACGAAACAUGGAUAAACAUAAUAUAUCUUGA
Nematocida minor is the source of this 1686-nucleotide messenger RNA. RefSeq lists its product as uncharacterized. The transcript has a single exon. Lineage: Eukaryota; Fungi; Microsporidia. The coding region runs from base 1 to 1686 and encodes 561 amino acids. The record is from RefSeq and is a predicted model, not a curated record.